AUGGGUGUUGAGUCGACCAUGGCCUAUCUUGAGAAUCUUGGCGUAGACCUCGAGAACGCCGAGAUGCUUGUGGUCGCAGAGCUUCUUCAGUCGCCAUCUAUUGGCGCGAUUACGAAAAAAGGCUAUAUUGAUGGCUGGAAGACAACCGGGUCCGCGACGCGUCAAGCGCACGCCGCGCACGUCAAGUCUCUGGUCAACACACUCGCCACUGAUCCCGCUUACUUCAAAAAAGUCUACCGCUACACCUUUGUCGCUAGCAAGGAGGAGAACCAGAAGGCGCUAGCUCUCGACACAGCAAAGGUCUACUGGAGCGUCUUGUUCUCGCCACCAGGCUGGCAAUGGAAGACCAAGUCUCAUGACUGGCUCGAGUUGUGGUCGUCAUUCCUUGAUGAGAAGUGGACUCGUUCUGUCAACCGCGACAUGUGGAACAUGAUUCUCGAGUUCGCCACCAAAACUAUGUCGGACGAGACUUUGUCCUUCUGGAACGAGGACGGUGCCUGGCCGAGUGUCAUUGACGACUUCGUGGCUUGGUGCAGAGAAAAGGGGGUUGGAAAGGCCGAUUCCGCUCUUAUGGACGUUGACGCUUAG
Colletotrichum chrysophilum is the source of this 588-nucleotide messenger RNA. RefSeq lists its product as uncharacterized. Gene Ontology annotation, biological process: positive regulation of ubiquitin-protein transferase activity; protein neddylation. The record is from RefSeq and is a predicted model, not a curated record. NCBI's taxonomy places the organism in Eukaryota, Fungi, Ascomycota, Sordariomycetes, Glomerellales, Glomerellaceae. Bases 1 to 588 code for a protein of 195 amino acids. Gene Ontology annotation, cellular component: ubiquitin ligase complex. The transcript is spliced from 2 exons. Gene Ontology annotation, molecular function: cullin family protein binding; ubiquitin-like protein binding; ubiquitin conjugating enzyme binding.